GUCAAUUCUUAGUUUAGUUACACCCCAUAAAAAGCAUGCAUUGGUUAUCAUGGAAAACCAUUUUCUUCACAUUAUUAUAUCACAACCUUAAAAUAAACAAUAUAAACUCCUCAAUGCCUAAAAAAGAAUGCCAGGGUCUUCAAUGGAAUUACCCGAAUCAGUAUUUUUUGCUCAAAAAAAAUCUCGUAAAUUGCACCCACAUCAUGGGCAGCCUAAACCUGGUCAAAAUCCAGCCCGGAGAUGAUCUCUCCUUCCUCAGCACCAUCCGCAUCAUAGAGGGCUACCUUUCGAUACAUUCCGUCGGCGCACCCGUCAUACCGCUCACCAACUUGAAGGUCAUCAGGGGCAACGAUCUCUACUACCCGUACGAGGAUAAGCGAAAGGGUUUCGCCCUCUUCAUAGAGGGCAACGUCUACAAUGGUCGCGAGUCGGAUAUAUUCCACGAUUUUUCCGAAGUUGAACGUGACCCGUACCUAACGAACAACACGCGAGAGAUGGAGAUUAUUCGAAGGGUGGGCGGCGCUAUCCCUAUCCUCAAACCGUCUCCCAAGGUGGCCCAAUCCAUCACGACUCCUUCGGUGCCAGCGAGUCCCAAUUUUCUCCGAUACAUUCAGUUUUACUCGUUGACAGAAAUCGCUCGCGGUGGGGUGUUCAUAGGCAACAAUCCCGGUCUUUGUCACCUGACUACGACGGUUAAUUGGUCCGACAUAGUCACUGGUAACCUGGAAAUUUCGCCCUUGCACAUCUUCAAGGAUCAAUUUCCGGAACAAGCUCUUAUAUCCGGUCCUCCUUGCUCCUCGACUUGCUCCCUGAAAUGCAGGAGCAGCAAAUGCUGGGAUUGGAAUAAUUGUCAAACGGUCUUUGGCCUUGAAUGCCACAAAGAUUGCCCACUAAUUGGACGCAUCUCUCCCCGGUGCAUGGGGCCAUAUUUAAAGGACUGCUGCCACUUGGAAUGCGCUGGUGGUUGCUCCGGACCCACUGACCGAGACUGCUUCAUGUGUCGUCACCACGCGGAAGAUGGGGGUCGUUGCCUUCCAAGAUGCUCUUUCGCGGGCUCUAGGUUACCGGCGGAAGAUACAUUUGAUAGAGGCGUUAACAGGACGUCCGCGCGCACAUACGCCAUGGGGUUCGCGUGCGUAGAACAGUGCCCGCCACAUUACUUGGUCGAUCAAGGUUACUUUUGUGUAGCUUUUUGCUCCCCGGGGUUUAUCGAAACCGAAGGAACUUCGGUGGACUUGCCCGGCACUUGCAUACGCGAACCGCUCGAAUGCUCCGAUACUUCGAUUAAUCCGCAUUUGCGUUCGCUCAAAUGUCCCAAGGUCUGCCAAACCGUGACGGACGUUUUGUCCAACAACCUAGCCAAGUUGGCCGGAUGCGAGAUCAUCCAAGGCGAUUUGAACCUGCUCGGUGUGACCUUUACGGCCCGACGUCAUCGGCACAACAACACUCAUAGCUAUCUGAUUAGACGCGUUACGCGGGCUGAGCUGGACGCCCUUAGGUCCAUCCGGGUUAUUACGGGUUUCUUACGACUACAGCUUUUACCCGAUGAAGCAGGUCAUGAUUUAAAUUUUUUUGACAAUUUGGAGGUGGUGGCAGGCCGGUUCAAACUCUCGUUUGAUAAGUACUCAAUUUCUGUCUUCAAAACGGAAUUGAUUUCUCUCGGUCUGCGAUCCUUGCGGAGUGUGCCCGCAGGUGGCGUAAGGUUUAUGGAGAAUGAGCAUCUAUGUUAUCUAGAUGUCGGUGAUUACUCGCUAAACGCAACAAGCCCGAAAAACGUUUGGACCUACCUGACAAACGCGCAUUCUGGUCUUCUUAACUCCACCCCUAAUGAGCCGCGUUUCAUUACUCAGGAUGGGCGACCCAACUCCCUGGAAUUUAUAGACAAUAAACCGCCAUCCGAUUGCGUUCGCGAGAACCAUAUUUGCGAUAUCGAAUGUUCGUUUCAAUUAGAAGUCGGGAAUUAUCCAAAAGGGACACCCAAAGGUUGUUGGGGCCCCGGACCUCAUAACUGCGUUAAAUGUACCCAUAGCGUGCUUUCCAUUCCUUUUAGGGCCGAGUUAGUCCAUCAAUCGAUGUCCCCAGGCCUGGAGCUACCUCUCGACGCCCUUUACGCCUUAGCCCAUCUUUCAAACUUUUUUCGACACGUUCGCUCCAUUUUAAACGAAUCAUCGCCUGACGCUCAUAAAAAUACCGUCCUACUAAAUUUGGAGACCGCGCUUGAGCAGCCCACUUUUUACGGGCUCUUUGUGGACGUGUGCGUGCCGCAUUGUGGAGACCUCUCCGUUAAUAACCGAGGAUACUACGACGCCAACCACAUUGAGCGAAAUCGAGUCACCGAACAAUGGCUCAACGUUUAUCGGUCCCUUCUCACCGUUAUAGAACAGAUAAAACCGACCGGUUCGCCAUCUUUAUCAGGAGAAGAGUUUACAUUCGCUGACAUGAAGCUCCACAUUCAAGACCACAUAGAGGAAGUUCUGGGUCGAAAUCUGGGCCUUAUACAAGACGACGGCACGUUUCCCGACGAACUCAAAAUAUACACCUAUGCCACCCUCAAGAAUUACAAUAGUGCCAUGGAUACCAAGGCAUCGCGGAAAUUGAUGGACCCCGCAAAUGGUCACGUAUGCCGUCUUUGCCACAGCCAAUGCUCCGGUGGGUGUAGCGGACAAGGCCCGCAUUCCUGUUUUAGCUGCAAAUACUUUAACUGGCGUGGUGAAUGCGUACAGGUCUGCCCGGUUGGGUCGUAUUUAGGUCCGUCAAAUGUGUGCCUGCCCUGUCACGAAACCUGCAUCAAAUGCAACGGAUCAUUGCCACAAAUGCGUGAAAAUGGAUGUCACGUUUGUGCGUUAGCCUACACCCUACCUAAUAAUAAUACGAUAUGUAUAAAGGAUUUGUGCCCCGAUGGAUUUUAUGACAAGGUUAUACUCGAUUCCGUAGAAAAAUAUGACAGACAGCCUAGGGUAUGCACCCCGUGUGAAGAUGUUUGCGCCACUUGUCGUGGACCUGGUCCUUACGCCUGCAACCUUUGCGAUUACUACACCAACCCCCAUGACGCUCUUUGCACCAAACGCUGUCCCUUUAACGUUUACGGUGUUAGCGGGUUACCUAAUGUAACGGAUAAAGAACGGCAUAUCGUUGAGACGGUCCAACAGGCUACAGGGUACGAAGCCCGUCGCCAGCUCGAGAGGCUGAGUCGGUGCGCUUGUCACGAGGAGUGCGGGACCCAGGUGUGUACUGGCCCUAGCCCGAAACAGUGCCAGACUUGUAGCCAUUUCUCGGUGCGGAUAUUUAGGAAGAACGAUACAAAUACGAGCUUAUCGGAUGAAGGCAUUGGUGCCAGUUAUGACGAUUAUUUCAGUCUACAGUCAAUGGCUCAGUACGAAUGCGUUUCCGAUUGUCCUCCUUGGAUGAACGAUAUCGAAACAUUGGGCGAUAGAUUUAUAUGCCGAUUAUCGAGUGCCGAAGCCAGAUCAUCUACCGUUCUGCUGAACUCCUCUGCUGCGGUUCUCUUUACCAUCCUCAUAUUGACUCUCAUUACUUGCUUCAUCUGGAGACGUUAUAAGAAACGAAUUACAACUGACAGUCUGAUGAACAAAGAAUCGUUCUUAAACGAGGACGCGCUCAUGCUGGACAAAGUCGCCGCUACGUACGGGAUGGACGAAAUUGAUUCGGUUGAUGACUACCUUAGCCGUAAGGACAAAAUUCAAUCCCCUACCCAAGACCCGACCCGGGAAGUUUGCAUCUGUCCUAUAUUAAGGAAGCACGUCAAGUCUAUGAAAUUUGUUUCGCGCGACCUUCUCGCUGACUGUUAUAAAGCGACUUGGUAUUAUCCUUCCUUGGUAAAAAGCCAUCAUAAAGUUGGCGUAAAAGUUUUCCGCAAGACGGUCCCGCUUCAUCUCAAAACGGAAUUGAUGACAUUGAAAAGUCUUUUAAGGGGCCACUUCAACGGUAACCUGAAUCAAAUCAACGGCACUGAUAGAAACGAUACCUUGGCCAGGGUUCCCAGCGGAUACCUUAGAAUUAUCGAAAAAAUGGAGCAAAAUGUCGCGAAUAACUCUCAAUCGGCCUCCUUGGUUCAUGUGUACGGAAUAUUGGUUAAGAAAGGUAAGCAUGACCGCUCCACAAAAUCGAUUCGGAAUCUUGAUUUGGCGGAAAAAUUACUCGACCCACUAAUCCCGAUAACCUUUGUUUGCCAGGGAAACGGACCGGCCUUAGGACCUUUUCUUCGUCGGUUCGGUUUGUGCAGUGGGCCGCGCUCGACCGAUCCUUCCCACAUGCGGAAGCUCGCUGCCCGCGAUGUUUUAGCCGAUCCCAUGCCCAAGUGGUUCUCCCAACUGGCCUCCGGUAUGGAGUACCUGGCUCGGAAAGGGAUCAUCCACGGUUGCUUGAGGGCCGAGUGCAUUUAUAUGUAUAACGUAGACCACAUCAAAAUCGAUGAUUACUAUUACAACCUUCUCGUCGAUUUUAAGUCCUCUCAACUUCGUCAUCAAUAUAUACAAGAAUAUUACAGAUGGCUACCUAUGGAGAGCUUGGCGGGAUGCGAUCUAAGCCACGAGUCCGACGUUUGGGCCUUUGGGGUGACAAUUUGGGAAAUCUUAUCCUUCGGUCAAGUUCCUUACCUGGGCAUGGAAAACGUGGAGGCCUACAACGAAGAAAUCGCUGGCGGUUAUCGAUUACCUCAACCCAUAUUCUGUGGCGUCAAUCUUUACCAACUCAUGAUUCGAUGUUGGUUACAAUACAAAGAAAUAAGACCGACGUUCAAAGAAAUAAAUAAAACUUUGAUCGAAUACGCGAAACAUCCCGACAAGCAUUACAGGGUUGACCAGGUUUUCUUGCCUGGAAUAUUCGAGGCCUUCGCCAAUCCUCAACAUGUCGCGAAUUAUCGCUUAGAUCAACGUGGUCCGUUAAACUCGGUUAGCGGCUCGUUGCUCACUAGUCUCGAGGGUAACGCUACCUCUCCUCCCUCGCACUAUCACUACCUAGACGGCGAGCGAAUCGUGGAUGGCCACGAUUACUAUGAUCCUUACUCUGCUCAGACUGAUCCGCAGUAUUACAGAAGUAUGAGCGGUGACUAUGCCGAGGCGAUAGAUCAGGACGUCGCCACCGCCACCAACCCCGGCUAUCAAUAUUCGUCUCAAAAUCCGAACGUCGACAAACCCAGGGACCGUCAUUAUACACUUUACAUUCCACCGAAUCUCAGUGAAUCUUUCGUAUAAAUCUCUCAUAUCCCAAACAUUCCUUAGUUUCAAAUAAGCGCUGAAAGAAUUUUGGCUUUCGUAGAAAUCUCUCAUAUCCCAAACAUUCCUUAGUUUCAAAUAAGCGCCGAAAGAAUUUUGGCUUUCGUAGAAAUCUCUCAUAUCCCAAACAUUCCUUAGUUUCAAAAAAGCUCCGAAAGAAUUUUGGCAUAAAUUUUAUAUAAAAUUGAAUAUAUAUAUAAUUUUUUUCUAAUAAAUUAAUAUUUUUAUCAUUUUUUUUUUAUUUUCAAAGAUUUUCAAAAAUUAAUAUUUUUAUAAAUAAUAAAGAAAAAAAAAUAUACAAUAUUUUCCCUCCUAACAAAUGCUCAAAAAUAUUAU
Gordionus sp. m RMFG-2023 is the source of this 5570-nucleotide messenger RNA. RefSeq lists its product as uncharacterized. Gene Ontology annotation, biological process: positive regulation of kinase activity; multicellular organism development; cell surface receptor protein tyrosine kinase signaling pathway. Gene Ontology annotation, cellular component: signaling receptor complex; plasma membrane. Lineage: Eukaryota; Metazoa; Nematomorpha; Gordioida; Chordodea; Parachordodidae. The transcript is spliced from 24 exons. Gene Ontology annotation, molecular function: ATP binding; transmembrane receptor protein tyrosine kinase activity. The coding region runs from base 36 to 5213 and encodes 1725 amino acids. The record is from RefSeq and is a predicted model, not a curated record.